Messenger RNA from Fimicolochytrium jonesii, 2826 nucleotides. RefSeq lists its product as uncharacterized. Gene Ontology annotation, cellular component: cytosol. The coding region runs from base 1 to 2826 and encodes 941 amino acids. The transcript is spliced from 2 exons. Gene Ontology annotation, biological process: anatomical structure morphogenesis. NCBI's taxonomy places the organism in Eukaryota, Fungi, Chytridiomycota, Chytridiomycetes, Spizellomycetales, Powellomycetaceae. The record is from RefSeq and is a predicted model, not a curated record.
AUGCACGCACUGACACGACAGAGACUCCCCAGCCCUCUUAACAACAUCGAGAUGAAAGCGCAAGCGAUAGAGGCCCUCGCGCGGCUUGCAACGGUGCAGGUCUCAUCCACCAUCACGGAUGGCCAUAUCGAAUACCACGUGGAUACUACUGGUUACUCGGUCAAGCUUCUCACGCACUGCAUACCAGCCCUUUACAUACUCUGCAAACCCGCUGUACUCAGCACCGCCGCACUGGACGUCCACGAAUGCAUCGCCCUCGCCACCAUCCUGAAAGAGUUUGCCACAGCGAAAAAUAUCGUCUCAGCCACACCCGCAGAGAUCGAGAUGAUGCGAGCAGCCAACGAGACACUGCUUAUGGUAUGCCGCAUGACAACAAAAUCGCGUUCCUCAGAGUUCACGUCGCUCGCCCCACACACCGCCCAGGCGUGUGCAAUCUACCUCAGCAUGCUAUCAGAAGCAGGCGUCGGCCCAGCUUUGAUCGUAGCCCUGUCCGGUCUGGACUUGCUGCUAUGCACGUUACCGAUGCCCGGCGCGUUGGACGCCGCCGUCGCAUCAAAUGCCCCGUUGGCCCUCGUCAACCUCUGGCGGUUCAUAGAUUCCCCCGCAUAUGCCGCAAAGUAUGACGCGGCGAAACUCGACAACGCGAAGGGCAAGAUCCUCAAAUCGCUGACGUAUCUACUGGGUAGCGGCUCACGCGGCGCCGACGUGUACAUGCAAUGCGAACAGCCGAUCAUAAGCGUAUUCCAUCGCUCAAUCGGGAAGCUUAUGCGGGAAUCCAUUGCCGACGCUGCCACACAUCCCCUUCAAACGACUUCCGCCGAAACCCCCUCCACAAUGGUUCCCCACCCAUCGCCAACCCUAGGCCACCGCGCCCUCCGCCUCAUCUCCGUCCUCAUGACCGACAAACGCUGCCGCCUCCGUCUAGUCGCCGACAACAUCCUCGCAGACCUCAUCAACACAUCCUUCGUCGCCCCGCUCCUCCUCCACCCCGCCCCGCCCAUCACCGCGUUGCUGUUCACGACCCUGCAGCGCGCCGCAGAGAACUCCGGGGUCCGGUUUAGGAUGCGUGAUGGAAGGUUCUGGAAUGAGGAUAGUGAGGACACUGACUCGGACGUGUCUGAUCAAAGUACACAUAGGCCGUCCACACAGAUCUCGCCAUUCACAGUCGUCCAUUUCUGCAUCGCUUUCUUCAUCCUCGGCGCCGCCCUGCCACCCGCAUCGACACCCCACGAUGCAGAGUACAGAGCCAACCUGAUGCAACGCGCCAUGACCUUCCUGUACGGGAACUAUAGCCAUGAUACCUCGGUGGCGGAGACGCUGUGUGGGUGUCCGAUGGAUGUGCUUGGGGAGAUGGAAAGCGUUGUGCCGCGGGAGUGGAGGGUGGGGGGUGGCAGGGUUGUUAGUGCUUUUCCGGUGCUUAUUGGGUUGAUCACUGGGGGGAAUGGGGAGUGUGGGGAAGAGAUGCAAUUGGAGGUCUCGUCGGACGAUGGCGACGCGAAAGAGACACCGCAGGGAUCAGACAAUAAUCGCGAAAAAGAUAACCCGCCCACCACCACCGCCCAAACCCGCCUCGCAGCCGCCAGCCUCCUCGACGCCCUCAUCACUGCCGGCAAAGCCCUCCCCCAACUCCUUUCCCCCACCACCCUCUCAACCCUAACACACUCCCUAAACCCCGCCGAAGCAGUCUCCCCCGUCUCCAAAAUCCUCACCCGCGUCCUCGGCCGAUUGAUCUCCUCCCCCGAACUUUUGAACACCAUGGUGGAGAACAUGGGCUUUUCGGCGGUGUUUGAGACCCUGUUGGGGAAAGAGCGGAUGGUGGAUGGUAGCGGGCGGGGAUUUAUGAACACGUUUGCGGGGUUAUUGGCAAAGGAUAGGUGGGAGAGCGCAAGGAUGCUGUGCAGGUUGUUCGAAUACCAUUCCAAUAACGCGAAUGCAAGACAUGUCUCGGCGGAGGCGUUGUGUGCGUCGCGGGUGGUGAGGGAGAAGAUUGCACUGGCGUUGGCGUAUUGUUGGGGCGGGGAGCUCUUAAGCGCCGCUGUCCUGCCGCCGACGAUAUCAGCGACCCACAUCACAGCGACACACCACGCGACCGCAAAGACAGCACUGGAUUGGCUCUUCUCCCUCGCGCUACGGUUCUCGUUCACUGACGAUGUGCCUGAGGACGCGGAUGAGGGUAUGGACGAGGAGUAUGCGGCCGGCCGACACGACCGCGCAUGUGCCGCCCUGCGAUACCUCGCUUUUACAUCCGACUUACGGCCCGAGGAUGCCUUGCCGCCGGAUCUCGUGGGGGCGGAUAUACCCCCCUGCGAUACAUCCCUGCUUGCUCAGAUUUACCACUUCGCCUCAACCCAAACCGAGGGGUGUGAGAUAUCCACGGAUGAUGGCGACACGGUCCUGGCGCAUUUGACAACCGACAACACAACCAUCCCCUUCCCGCGCGCCGCGGCCGCGGCCGCAUCGCAGGUGCUGAGUGAUAUGCUGUACGGCGGGUAUAGGGAGUCACGGCAGGAUGUGGUGCACAUCGAGGAUGUGGAGGCCGGGACGUGGCGGAUGAUGGUGGGGUAUUUCACUCUGGCUGGGAAGGACAACACCGGUUCGAAUACCCCCACCGGUUCGGAUACCCCACCUCCGCCACUCCCAUACACCCACCCCACCCUCCUCCGCGUCCUCCGCCUUUUGACAACCGCCGACAAAUUCCUCAUGGCCCCUCUCAUCGAGCUCUGCAUGCAACAUCUCCACAGCGCGGCAAUAAAUGCGAUUUCCACCGAGGAUGGGGUGUUGAGCUUGGAGACAUCAUCCAUUGAUAGAUGGCGGGGUGAAAUGUGA